AUGUCUGUUUGGGCCAUGGGAAAGAUCAACUGUCGCCUACAUUUACUAUUCCCCCAAAUAUCCAGUUUUCCUUCUACUGAUUCACAUUCCAACCUCGAUUUCAUAGAAAUUAAUCAUUUCCUGUGCUCUGAUGCAGUGUAUCCAACAAACAUAAAAAAAAAUCCUAUUCUCAUAUUUUUCUUCAUCUUCUUCGUCUCGCUGUUUACACCAAUUCUCACUUCGAAGGCUUCAAAGCUAAAGAUGACGAUGCCGAAUUUGAAGAAUCAUCCAUCGAUUCAUCUUCACUCUGAUCACCUCCCUCUCAAUAUAUUUCCAUUGAUUCCAAUUCAAACCCUAACCCUAAUCCUGACGAUCUCUUCUCCCUCUCUUAAUUCUACUUCUUUCAUCGAAGAACAAAAUCGUUAUUUGCUCUUCUCUGAAACCUUCUAG
Messenger RNA from Vicia faba (fava bean), 429 nucleotides. Lineage: Eukaryota; Viridiplantae; Streptophyta; Magnoliopsida; Fabales; Fabaceae. The record is from the annotation of a GenBank genome assembly.